Messenger RNA from Xyrichtys novacula (pearly razorfish), 5692 nucleotides. The record is from the annotation of a GenBank genome assembly. NCBI's taxonomy places the organism in Eukaryota, Metazoa, Chordata, Actinopteri, Labriformes, Labridae.
AUGGGGCUCACCCUAGAAGGUAUGACACCCAUCGGCCCUACCGACCUGACAACAGGGGGUGGAGAGACCGGUCAGUUCGAUAUGGCCCACGCAGAGAACGAAACUCAGAGCGACCUUACCCGCAGUCUCAGUCAGCACUUUCUGACGAAGAGAUGGGUACAAAGGCCAAAUCAGACCCUCCCCAGAAGGGUAGUGGAUCUAAAGGCGGAUCUAAGGGUGAAUCAAAGUCCUCUGAUCUGACAGAGGAAGAACGCAAACUCCUUAGACAAAUAAUCCGUAGAAUACAGAGAAAAGGAAAGCAGAUCUCUUCUCUGUCGCUGUCGCCAUCGUCCAGGAUGACACUUCUGAGCCAAACAUGAUGCCUGUCCAGCAGACUGCAGUUCAGGAGGACAUGUGUAUGUCCUUACAGGAGUCGGUGACACUUUCACCAGCUGACACUCCUGUCGAUCUUGAACCUCAGGACAGUACAUCACAAGAAACGACAUCUACCAGCGCCGUCUUGGUAGUACAGGCGAACUCCACAGAGGAGCCAGCCGAAGAAGACUCCUCACUUAUUCGGCUUGAACCACCUUUCCUCCAAUUCUUGUGCAACCUCACUGAGAAAGGCAUCGCACAGAAGUUUUACGUUAAUACCGUCCUUGAAAAUGAACUUCAACACGAAGCACUCCUAGACACUGCUGCUGACAUCACUCUGAUGUCCUCCACUCUCUUUAAUCGCUUGCGCAAUAUGGUGCAGCAGUCCAACAGGGACAUCAAGCUGCAGCCCUGCGCCAUGGAGAUUCGGCCGUACUCCACAGACAGUACGACCUUAAAAACAAUGACGAUGUUGAACAUCUCCAUUGGACCAAUGAAAAUCAUACACCCCGUGUAUGUGUCACCCCUUGAGUCGAUUCCUUUCCUCAUCGGUCAAGACCUUUUAAAACGGUUUGAGCCCCUGAUCGAUUAUCGACAGCUGAAAAUAUGGGCACAGGUCCGCAGACCAUUACCCAUACCAGCAACCGACAAGAAUCGGGCUCAGUGUUACGCCCUGACGCGUGAACUUUCUACAAGCACACAGACAAGUGUAAGCUCACUGGAGCGACCCUACUUGACUGACGAUGAGCCACAACCCUGCUCGUGGCCUUUCGAUGACUCAGUCAUAAAGAGGGACACAUUUUUGUGCAAAUUUGACGACACCAAUGGACCGGACACGCCUGGGCCAUUGAUCACUGAAGGCAUUAACUUGAAUGAGAAUCACGUCAACGAUGUGAUUUUGGCUCUUUGGGCUGACAGAUCAGCCAUCAGCCGUGAACUGUACGACGCCUUGUCUAGGGAUGACCCGAACCUCCAGUGUGUUCGGAAAGCAUUUCGCUUCCCCUUGGACUCCCUUCCUAAAGCUACCAUGACUGCUGAAGGCGUCUGUGCCUUAACUGUGCGAUGGAACAAAAGGGAGAUGACUCACCACUUCUUGGUCAUCCCAGACCUACCACAUCAGGUCUACAUGGGAAGUGAUAUACUGGUCAGGUUGGCAGUCCAGGUCGAUACCAUUAACAACAUACUGUGGUCCCUUACCAGUGUUAAUGAGGAAACCCUGACCCCUGAUGUUGACAACAUCAUAUCAGGACAGUCGAUCCCUGAAGCCUGUCAGGUAGCCAGUGAACUUGACAUUGUCAUACCUGCAAUGACCACAAAUGUUCCCAUUCGCUUGAACCUACAACGUGGACAAAAGCUGUCGCACACUCAAGCUUUCUUCCAGCCGUCGUUGCUCUUUCUUAAACUAGGGCUGUCUACUCAAGCAACUCCUCUUCUUGAACUUCACUCGAGAUUCACACAUUUGCUUGUACAAAACACGACAUCAGAAGAUAUCCUGAUCCCUAAAUCCACCCCGCUGGGUUGGUUGAUCAGCACGUCGUUCCACGACUUUGAAUUGAGGAUUCCUGUAAUAGGAAAAAUGCCCCGUUCUCUGAUGUCAGACCAUUCGUCAGAACAGGUCUUUCAUACCCUACCUUCCAGGGCUAUCUCGCUCUUCCCAACUGUACCGCUGGACCACGACACCAUCUGUCAGGUCGACCUCUCUGAGGACUCACAGAUGAUCCUGCACACAGUGCAAGUCCUAAGCGUCAGUUCGGAGCCAGAAACGGCCCAAACACUUUCCGGGGUAGAACCCUCUAUCUUCCCAACCGUGCAAACACCUGAGCACGAUCCAGACUUUGACGCCAAAGUCGAACAGCUCGUAGCUGAGGCAGACGCCCUGAACGGCGAAGAGGAGCGUGAAAAGCCUCGCAAACUUCUGCACAAAUAUCGAGCCUCUUUCGCAAAAGACUCGCUUGACUGUGGCUUAACCUCUAUCCACUCUAUCCGCAUUCCAACACCACCAGAUGCACCACCAACUUUUGUAUGCCAGUACAAAAUUCCCUUAGCGUCUUAUGAACCUAUUCAGGAAAUCAUAGACGAUACUUUGGCGAAAGGGAUCAUUCGGCCAUGUAACAGUACCUACUCAGCCCCACUCUGGCCGGUACUGAAACCAAACGGUAAAUGGCGACUGACCAUUGAUUACCGCAAACUGAACCAACAAGUUCCCCUUUCCAGGUGGCCUAUGGCUCAGCUCCAACAGGAUCUGCCAAAGAUCACUGACGCGAGAUACUUCUCCACUCUUGACGUGGCAUCAGGGUUCUGGACGAUACCAGUACAGGAAGCUGACCAGCACAAACUGGCGUUCACUUUUGCCAACAGGCAGUACACCUUCACCCGAUGCCCUUUCGGCUAUGCCAACUCGCCAGCAGAGUUCAACAUCUUUCUUAACAAAGCCUGCCCAGAUGCUAGUGAGAGAGGCACCCUCAUAUAUGUCGAUGACAUCUUAAUGAGGAGCCAAACCCUAGACAUGCAUCUCACUGAGAUUGACCAUGUCCUGAACCAGCUCACGAACGCCGGGGCAAAGAUAUCUCUGUCGAAAUGUCAGUGGUGCAGGACCAAGGUGAACUACGUCGGUUUGCUUGUUGGUCCAACAGGGGUCGAACCACAGCUGAGUCGAAUUCAAGGACUGUCAAACCUUAAAGCUCCCACGAACGUCUCAGAGCUUCGCAGCUUUUUGGGAGUAUGCAACUACUCCAGACAGUUCAUUGAGGACUAUGCAGACUUAGCAAAACCCCUCACCAACUUACUGAAAAAGGAUGUGCCAUUCACUUGGGGACCGUCCCAACAACACGCCAUGCAAGCUUUAAAAGACAGACUCUGUGCAGCUCCUUGUCUUGCCUACCCAGACUGCAACAGACCGUCCUAUCUGGAGGUUGGUUUCUCUUGUCACUGCCUCAGUGCAGGAUUAUACCAGAUCCAUGACUCAGAUAAACGAGUCGUCGCGUAUGCUAGCAAAACCUUGUUGGCUCCUGAACUGAAGUUCUCCGACUGCGAAAAGGCGCUUCUCGCCACUGUGUGGGCUGUGAAGCAUUUUUCGAAUUAUCUUGCAGGCCAAAAGGUGAUUGUGGAAACCAAUCAUCAACCAGUGACCUUCCUUAACAGCCAAAGAAUCAGAGACGGCGUUGUAACCAACGCUCGUGUAGCAUCUUGGCUUAUGGCUCUUCAGAGCUUUGACAUCGAGGUCCACUACGCCCAAAACUGCAAAACACCUCUCGGGAUGGAACUCGCAGCGUGCCAAAGCUGCUUGACAGACAGCGCGGACACAGGGUCCCCAACCUGCGACCCCGAGCCACCUGAAUUAUCUUGCCACCGAUACUUCGACGACAAUGUCUGCAAAGACAUGAUUACAGCUUACGUUGAUGGUUGCUCAUACCAUCACGACACUGUUCUCAGAGCAGGCGUGGGUGUUGUCUGGGUCAACGACGAACCGUGCGAACCACUCAGCUUCAACCUAGGGGCCCAAACGUCCCAGUAUGCUGAAGUGGCAGGCAUUCUGAUUGUUUUGCAACUUGCGGUGGAACACAAAAUCCACGCCUUGACGAUCUGUACAGAUUCCAACUAUGCGCGACUCAGCUUCUCAUGCCAUCUGCCUUUGUGGAAACGCAACGGUUUCUUGACCUCGAACAGAAAGCCGGUCAAACACAAAGAUCUGUUCCUGGCGUGCGACUUCUUGACCUCUAACCAUGAUCUUCAGAUCUACUGGAAGAAAGUCAGGGGGCACUCUCGUAUUCCUGGUCCAGACAAGAUGUUUAAUGACCAGGCUGACUCCUUGGCCAAGCAGGGGGCCUUAACUGGCUCAAACUGGCACUUUGAGCCCUCUGUUUUUCCCCUCCCACCCGUGCCCCUGGUUUGUGCUGUCACCAGAGCCCAGUCUCGAGCUCCACCUCGCCUGGCUCCCUCGGGCCCGGUCUCCGCCACUGUGGCUCCGGCUUUUUCUGACUCUGACUUGCUGGCGCUCCAAGCUUCGGACCCAGCCAUUGCUGCCAUGACGCAGUUCCUUUCAGGGCCUCCUGACUCCUCCAUGCCUCCUGACUUGCUUGACUCCAUCCCUGGCCUGCGCCAUCUUUUCCGCGUGCGCUCUUCACUGCGGCUCGUCGAGGGCUUUCUGGUUUAUGUCUCCGAUGCACUCACUUCGCCUGCCCUCGUGGUGCCUCGCAGCCACAGGGGGGUGAUGUUGACAUACGCCCAUGACACACCGUGCGCAGGACACAGAGGAAACAAAGCCACGCUCCAUGCUCUCCAACAGGUGGCCUAUUGGCCACACAUGCAGAAAGAUGUAGCUGACUACAUAAAAGGGUGCCUGGUUUGCUGCCAGUUUCAACCGGCAAACCCACUUCAUCGAGCACCUCUACAGCGCAGAGGUAUCUCCUUUCCUUGGUCAGACCUCCAGAUCGAUUGGGUGGGUCCUCUCACUAAGUCAGCAAGAGGAAACAAAUACUUCCUCACAGUCGUCUGUGCAUUCACCAAAUGGGUAGAAUGCCUACCAGCCCCAAACGAUACGGCUCAGACCACAGCCUACCUCUUGAUGAACCACAUCUUCUCGCGGUUCGGACUCCCAACUCGUGUCGACUCUGACAGAGGGACACAUUUCACCUCAGAGGUAAUGCAACAACUGUGGCAACUGUUGGGCGUCAAAGCCAACUUUCACAUCAGCCACCACCCUCAGUCGUCUGGACAGGUAGAACGGGCAAACCGAACAGUGGUAACCAUACUGAAAAAGUAUGUGUCAGCCAACCACAAGGACUGGGAUGUUAAGCUUCCCUUGGUCCUGAUGGCCAUCAGAGCGACUCCACAUGGGUCAACCGGGUUCUCACCCUUCGAGCUGAUGACGGGCAGACAGAUGACCCUACCUCUGCACCUGCUGUAUCAGCCAGGUGAGGCCAGUAUAGCAACGGCCUACACGACCCAUCAGUACAUGACUGACUUACACCAGCACCUGAAGGCAAUGUUUGCCUACACCCAAGAGCAUCUCAGCAAAAGUGCUGAAGGACGCAAGUCCUAUUAUGACCAAAAAGCCUCCCAACAGGAACUCCAAGUGGGUGACAAGGUGUGGUACUACCUGUUCACCCAGCCCACUGGAGAUAAAGCCCCAAAGUCUGAGAGACUGGCACGAAAGUUCCUGCCCCGCUGGGCAGGCCCGUACCUGAUCACUGAAAAGCUCUCUUCUGUUGUGUACCAAAUUAAGAUCGCAAAGGGCAACAAAGAGCCGAUCCUUAAAUGGGUCCACCGCAACCAGAUUAAACUUCACCACAACCCCAUGGGACUUGUCGGGGCCUCCAGCGCCACCCUUGAGUCAUAA